Molecule: messenger RNA, 556 nt
Organism: Cutaneotrichosporon oleaginosum
Lineage: Eukaryota; Fungi; Basidiomycota; Tremellomycetes; Trichosporonales; Trichosporonaceae
Source: RefSeq, a predicted model, not a curated record
AUGGCACCCACCAAGAAGUCCAAGUCCGCCAAGAGCUCGGAGAGCAUCAACGCCCGCCUCCAGCUCGUCGUCAAGUCGGGUCGCUACACCCUCGGCUACAAGCAGGCGCUCAAGCAGCUGCGCAACGGCAAGUCCAAGCUCAUCCUUAUCUCGCGCAACUGCCCCCCGCUCCGCAAGUCGGAGCUUGAGUACUACGCCAUGCUCUCGAAGACCUCGGUCCACCACUACGACGGCUCCAACGUCGACCUCGGCACCGCCGCUGGUCGCAUGUACCGCGUCGGUGUCAUGUCGAUCCAGGACGCCGGUGACUCCGACCUCCUCCAGGUCCAGGAGCAGUAAAUCUUCUGAUACUUGGGCUUCUUCCGUCUCGACGGUCAUGCAUUGUACUUUUACAGUCAUGGCAUGUUGCAUGAUGACCUACGAUUGCGCGGCAUGCUGAUGGCGGAUGGCAAUGGCUGGAGUGCGCGGGGUGCGCGCGAACAACCAGGCGAUGUGUGGGAGGAUGGGUGCAUGUUGGAGUCAGAUGAUAUAUGAUGGGGCUAUGUGGCCAUGCUGG